Orbicella faveolata is the source of this 2371-nucleotide messenger RNA. RefSeq lists its product as uncharacterized. The record is from RefSeq and is a predicted model, not a curated record. Lineage: Eukaryota; Metazoa; Cnidaria; Anthozoa; Scleractinia; Merulinidae.
CUAUUUUUAUCCCUUUACAUUUUAAUUUACACAUUACUUUCAUGAAAACUGCCUACAAAUGGGUCAACAUUCAGUUAUACCUUAAAGUCACCGCAGUUUUGUCACAAAUAGUUUUUGUUAUCAAUUGCAGUCAGGUGCACAGAAGGCAAUGAUGCAUCCACUUUUGCAAAUAUGCAAUAAUAUUAUAAUAAUUUCUGUUGCACAGUUUCACACAUGGUUUGAUAUUCUGCAGACUACAAAAAGGGCCCUCCUUUGCCUUAAUUUGUCAAAAACUAUUGAUGUGAAAAUAAAGUAGAGGAAUAAGAGCGCUUCUUACCUGACAAGCUAAUGGAAAGGGAGUCUACCUGCAGUCCAGAUAUUGAGGUUCAGGCAGUUACACAUCACUAAUAAUUUUUAGAACCAUUGCAAUAAGCUGUACACUGGGGUGAUUUUCUGCACCUUUUUGUCAGUGACGAAAAUCAGUGAGCAUCAUCAGGUUCCACACAAGCUAAAAAAAUUGUUUUAAAUAAUUAAUAUAUUCUUCAAUUUACACCAACCAACAUUUUAUUAUCCUAAUAUAUGCAGAUUUUUUUAAUACCAAUAAUUAAAAUUAUUAAUUAUUUAUAAUUAUUCAUAAAGAUCAUAAAUCUUGUUUAUAAUAUAAUUUAUUAUAAUUUAUUAUGAUAUAUAAUGAUAACUGCCUUUUUUUGAUGAGCUCACUAGCAUUUGAAUAUUUUUCAGGCUUUUCAACCAACAAAGGACUUCAAAACAUCUACAGCUGGAGAAGGCUCUGUUCAAGUAUGACAACUUCCUGCUGUUGAACAUGGCUCAACACAAGUUAAUCUUUGAUGCAAUAAAGGUUCAGCGGAUAUUGAACCAACUCCACAGAUGUGUUCUCCCAGUGGGAAGCAUGUUUGAAGGCUGUCACAUAGCUGAGUGCCCAAGUGAUGGACACAUAUCACAGGAAAUGGAUUUCAUGCUUAUUUUGCCAGAUGUCACUGCUAGUGAAAGAGAUACUGAAGCAUUACAGUUUGUUUCUAUAGAAGGUCCAAAUCCAGGGUAUGUGAAUCUGAAAGUGCUGGAUGCUACACAGAUAACAUUACAGGACAUCCCAGUGUUGGAGGAACUACUUGACCCACUGGCGAUGCUUUAUGAAAUUCAUAAUGAAGAACUGUUCCUUUCGCAUAAAUUUGUCAGGAUGUUUGAGCGACGAGUAGAGUAUGCAGUGUCACAUGUGAUGGGAACAAAAUUUACAAGCUCCAGAGGUCUUGAGCUUGGAAUGAAGAGGAAAAAUGUCCAUGAUUUUUAUCCAGUUAUGACCAUUUUCUUUAAAGAGCCCAUUCACUGUCUCAUUUGGCCUGAUUCCACAGCAUGGCCUGAUUCUGCAUUAGGAGCACUCUUUGACACACUGUCAGUCAUCCAGGGUUCACAAAGUACAACUGCUUGGCAGAAUCAAAUUAUAGACAUAGCACCUGCCAUACUGUGUGAUGUCCCUACAGAAAUCAAAGCUGCAUGGCUCCUAAGAAAAAGACAUUGGCCUAAUCAAAAGCUUGUAGAGAAGAUCUCAAGUCUUCAAUGCUACUUGCUGGCAAAGCCACAUCCAUUCACCACAAACAAGCUGUUAGAGUGGCGAUUCAGCUUCAGUUCUGCAGAACUGCUCCUCAGUUCUGCCGUUAAACCAUGGCAGAAGCAAAGUUUAAUGGUACUUAAAGCACUGCGAAGAAAAUACUUGCAAGAACCAAAAGUUGUUGCCUCUUAUCAUUUGAAAACUGUUCUUUUUUGGGUGCUAGAGUCAAUGCCUGAUCAAACACAAGAAUCUUGCUCUCGAUGUACCUUGUUAAAAAGGCUUCUUGAUGAACUAAUAUCCUGUUUGAAAGCCAAACAUUUACCUCACUUUUUUAUCCCAGAAAAUAAUAUGUUUCGCCAUUAUGAAGACAAAGAUCUCCUUACAGUCCAGUCCAGAGUCCAAGAUAUGCGAGAAAAUUUGUUGCUAUAUCUGACAGAAGACUUGUUUACAACUGCUGUAACCGAGGAAAGAGAAGAAAAAGAAUUUGAACAAACUUAUUGGGGAAUUAUAUAAUAUUGUUCUUAUGCAAUAUAGACACAAGUCAUACACUUAAAACAAAAUUUAAGUUACAGAAAAUGACAAUUUGUAUCAGACAAGCAAAGUUUUGAGCCUGGAAACUAGUUCUAUUUUCUUGAAUAUUUUGUAUUUAGGAAUGGGGGGAAGCAUUACAAAAUUAUACCCCAAACUGCAAUCUUUAUGUGUAGUGUUAACAACCACUUAUUAAGUAUGUUUAUGUCCAUGGUUAUUGUGCAUCAUUAUUGUGCAUCAUUAUUGCGCAAGUUACUCUUGCCACAGUGUCUCGCCAUGUCAUGGACUAAUAAAUAA